AUGCAAUUAGCGUUUCUGGACAUUGAAGCCGCUUUCGACUCUCCUCAUCGGAGCAGUCUUCUCAACGCGCUCCGCGCCGAUGGAGUACCAGGAAAAUUCGUUCGCUUGGUUGAUCACAUGAAUCAACGAAUAACUGCUGCAGUUCGAACACUAGCCGGAUGUACAAUACCGUUUGAGUUGGUAACUGAAGUAAGACAAGGGGCAGUGGCAGGACCCUUCCUGUUCCAUUUCGCCAUCGACGACAUUAUGCGAAGAACAGUAGAUCAGUAUCCUGCCAAUAUCAUCCUAGCACCAUCAGGACGGCCGUUGACCAAUCUCGAGUACGCUGACGAUGUUGUUAUAUUCGCGGAAAGCAGUACGAAACUUCAACAUGUUGUCAACCUUGUAUCGAAGCUGGCUGCAGCCUAUGGACUACGUCUAUGCCCUGAUAAAUGCAAGCAGAUGUGGAUCUCCUCAAGACCUGGAUCUCUUCGAGAACGGAAAUCAGAGUGGACGGACACCCGAUGGAACUCGUCGAUGAGUUCUGUUACUUGGGCUGUACGCUGA
Necator americanus (New World hookworm) is the source of this 546-nucleotide messenger RNA. RefSeq lists its product as uncharacterized. The transcript has a single exon. The coding region runs from base 1 to 546 and encodes 181 amino acids. Lineage: Eukaryota; Metazoa; Nematoda; Chromadorea; Rhabditida; Ancylostomatidae. The record is from RefSeq and is a predicted model, not a curated record.